This is a messenger RNA of Pseudomassariella vexata, 852 nucleotides long. RefSeq lists its product as uncharacterized. Lineage: Eukaryota; Fungi; Ascomycota; Sordariomycetes; Amphisphaeriales; Pseudomassariaceae. The record is from RefSeq and is a predicted model, not a curated record. The transcript is spliced from 2 exons. The coding region runs from base 1 to 852 and encodes 283 amino acids.
AUGGCAUCACCCGCUAGAAAGAUGAUGAGCUACCGAAGCGAGGUCAACGUCCUGAAAAAGAGGGGUGGCGAUUGGAUUGAGCUAGUUCACACUUACCUCUCCAGAACUCAGGAAGCUGAGACAGACUGGUCCAAGCGACGACUGUACAUCAUAGACGAGGCCAGCCUCGAGGUCAAACCCAACGGUCUCGUAUGGGAGGUGCUUCCCUACUAUGGCGAGAAGCCAGGGGAUUAUUCCCUUCCCGAGAGCGGUCUCAAGCCCGAGGAUGAGCCCCUAGCCAGUGGCAACCGCCUCGUAGGACUUAUCAUUCAAGAGUACCGGCGCCGAAGCAGGGAGAUGAACAAGGACGAUAUCGAAACCGCGCUCACUCAAGUAGAGCUCGAGGACAUCGAAAUCACCGAAACGGCCAAGGUUGUCGAUACGCUCCUGGAUUAUUUCAGGGCUGUCUAUUUCUGGCCCACGUCAAAUGUCACUGUCUGUAAAUAUGAAGACCUUGAGGAGGAGAAAGAAGAGGACGUCCGUCGCUACGCCCGAGCCGUUCACGAGCUUGGCACACCACGCAAUUAUCAUAAUAAGAAGCCCGCUAACGAGCCGCAUUACGACAGUGAAGACGAGGAAGAACAGCCCGUGCCCAAGUCCAAACCUAUUUACAAGCCCAAACUACAGAACAUCUCGGAGGUGGAGGAGGAGCAGCCCGAGGCAGAAAAGCGUCCGGCAGCGCUUCUGGUUCAGAAGUCAAGAAAGAGGUCGCAGAUAAGAUCGCGGAGCGGAGCUGUCGGUGCCGCCUUUUUCGGCCAGAUACUGGCAGAAGGAGGCUGUAUUCGUCGCGCGACGGCUUGUCGGGAAGAUUGA